Trametes versicolor FP-101664 SS1 is the source of this 708-nucleotide messenger RNA. RefSeq lists its product as uncharacterized. The record is from RefSeq and is a predicted model, not a curated record. NCBI's taxonomy places the organism in Eukaryota, Fungi, Basidiomycota, Agaricomycetes, Polyporales, Polyporaceae. The transcript has 2 exons. The coding region runs from base 1 to 708 and encodes 235 amino acids.
AUGUCUAUCUCAGAGCGUCUGUAUAUCCGUUGGUUCCCGGAUGAAGCCUCGGAGCCAACAUCCACGCUCGUCCUAACCACACCCAACCGACACUUCGUCGACCUCCGCUUCUUCAACGUUAGCUCUGGCCCAUCUUCCGACGACUCCGCGCCGUCCGCCGAGCGCUUCUUCACCGCACUCGAAUGGGGCAUCGGAGGCCUCUCCGUGGGCACGCCAGAGCGCGGCAAGUGGGUGCACGAGAUCAGCUCGCGCACGGAACAUCCGGAGAAGGAGACGGACGAGGGCGACAUGUUUCCCCACCCCACCCUCCCGGACGUCGCACUGGAGCGCGGGCACAUGGCCCACCCCGAUAGCGGCGAAGUGCGCGAGUACGAGGAGGCGUGGAAGUCCCUUCCUAUACUUUCCGUGGGCGGCCCACGCCCGGAUGAGCGCGUCGCGAUUUUCCUCCAGAUGCGCGAGGACUCUACGACAGGAACGGCCAGACGAGGAGCUAUUGUGCGCGUUGGACAGCACUGCCAGGGUAUCGUCCGAGACGGAAAGGACGUAUCCGUUCAACGAUGGUCGUGGACGAAUGAAGGAUGGAAGAAGGUUGGGCAGGUCGGAGACUUCGAUAUUCCUUGCGACGCAGCUUGGACAGGCGUGCGGGAAGGAGACACCGUAGAGCGGGGACAUGCGGUUUGGGAUGUAAAGGAAGUCGCUCUUCUCUAA